Molecule: messenger RNA, 330 nt
Organism: Colletotrichum navitas
Lineage: Eukaryota; Fungi; Ascomycota; Sordariomycetes; Glomerellales; Glomerellaceae
Exons: 2
Source: RefSeq, a predicted model, not a curated record
AUGUCGUCCUCCAGGCUAGUCUCGUGGUUUCCCCACCUCAAGACGCCCGUCAUCAUCAACGCGCCGAUGCUCGGCUCGGCGGGCGCCGCCAUGGCAACUGAAGUCCACAAAGCCGGCGGCUUCGGUUUCAUCGCCGCGGGCUUCGACUUCUCAGAGUCCUCCGCCCAGCUGACGGACCUGGAGGAGAACCUCGGCCGGGCGCGCGCGCUGCUCUCGCUGCCGGCCGCCGACGGCGCCGGCGCCCUCCCGCUCGGCGUGGGCUUCAUCACGUCCCACGAGACGGCGACCCGCUUCAACGCCAACGUGGUCCCCAUCCUCGCCCGCCACCGC